AUGUCUUUAAGUCGUACGGCCUCGGCCGCAAUGCCGUUCCUGAUAGGGAUUUUGGCAGGCGCUACGCUGUUGACAAUUCAGCAGAUCGUGACGGGAGGGAACAUGUCGUUCCCCAUCGGUUCUUCGUCUCUCUUUGCUUUUAUGAAUCCAGCCAACCAAUCCAUCCCGCAACACGUGGGUAAGCCUGAUUGGCUGGCGUCUUCUGCUUCGAUCGGCGCAGCUAAAGAAGAGAUUCGCUAUAAGACGGACGCAGGACCUGUAGAAAGCAAGCUGAACGUGCAUCUGGUAGCACAUUCACACGAUGACCUGGGAUGGACGAGCACCAUUGACAAGUACUACGUGACAUCAGUACAGUACAUUAUCGAGACUGUUAUUGACCAGCUUGAGGCAAAUCCUGACCGCAAGUUCAUUCAGGUGGAACAGGCGUUCUUCUAUCGGUGGUGGCAGCAGCAGAAAGAGGACAUGCGCACGAGAGUGCGUGCUCUGGUUGCGUCAGGUCAACUCGAAUUCGUCAAUGGAGGGUGGGUGAUGCACGACGAGGCCACCACACACUACACCGACAUGGUCCACCAGAUGUCGCUGGGGCUGCGCUUCCUGCGCUCCGAGUUCAACGUCACGCCGCGCAUUGCAUGGCAGAUUGACCCCUUCGGCCACUCCGCUACUCAAGCCAGUCUCAUCACGGCUCAGGCUGGGUUUGAUGGGAUAUUUUUCUCGCGGGCAGAUUACCAAGAUGUGGCCAAUCGGCAACAAGAAAAGAAGGAGGAGUUUGUGUGGCGCGCAUCGAAAACAUUUGGAAAAUCGGCCCAGGUUAGCACUUUCUUGCAAACUAGGGGCUCUCAUGACAUCCUUGCAUUGCAUUGCGUCUCACCGUAUUCUUGA
Closterium sp. Yama58-4 is the source of this 879-nucleotide messenger RNA. The record is from the annotation of a GenBank genome assembly. Lineage: Eukaryota; Viridiplantae; Streptophyta; Zygnematophyceae; Desmidiales; Closteriaceae.